AGUAUAUCUUUAGUUAAAAUAACAAACCCGAUAUUCAAACAUGAAGUUCAUAGUCUGCCUGCUGUUUGUGGUGGCACUGGUGGGUCAAAAGCAGACCAGCGCCAAGAGCGUGUCCAGUUCUCUGAGAAAUUUGGGCAAUGAGAUAGGUCAGGACGCCUCAGAGUUUGGCCACGAAUUGGGAGACGAGGGGACACAGUUCGGACACCAGGCCUCCAACAGCGCCAUUAACUUUGGACAUCAAGUAUCCCAGGAAGCAGAACAAAUUGGCAGUGCUGAAAUUGGUUCUCUGGAAAAGGAGUCCCAGUCCUCUUCUUCCUCUAGCUCUUCUUCCUCGGAUUCUUCAGCUAAUUCUGCUAAAUCCGCUACUAAUAAAGUCGCUGCCAGUACUGACCAGUCCACCAAUAAGGUUACCAGCAGUAAGACUAUCGCCUGCACCUGCAGCGAAACCGUAGAUAACUCAGGAAAUGAUACUUAUCCAGGUUCCUCCAGUGUUGCUACUGCCACUGCCAGUGCUGCAGGAACUGUUGCAAAGGAUGCCACCAGUGCUGCCGAAAGUGUAGCAAAAGAUGCCACAGAUGUUGCUGGAGAUGCAGUAAAGGCAGCUCACGAUGUUGCUAAUACAGCAUCUAAUGUGGGCCAAACUGUUUCUAAGGAUGCAGCCAAUGCUGCCAGCAAUGUGGCAGGUGAUGCCGCUGGUGUUGCUCAGAAUGCGGCUGGAGUAGCUUCGAGCGUGGCUGGAGCUGCCACCAAUGCUGCAGACACCAUUGCAACAAAUGCAUCCAACUUCGCGCAUUCGAUUGCUAGUCUUUUUUAGAUAGCAAAAUAGUGAAAUUUUCAUCGACUUUCGAUCUAUUUACUCAAGUAUCGUAAUGAGCGUAAUCAAUUCUAUUGCUAUUCUAAAUAUAUUCAAGUACUUACUCUCCAGAUAA
Messenger RNA from Drosophila obscura, 929 nucleotides. RefSeq names its product circumsporozoite protein. Lineage: Eukaryota; Metazoa; Arthropoda; Insecta; Diptera; Drosophilidae. The transcript is spliced from 4 exons. The record is from RefSeq and is a predicted model, not a curated record. Bases 41 to 814 code for a protein of 257 amino acids.